CAGCUGCCUGGUUGCUAGACGACUCAAUCUGCGACACUGAUGUGAAAACAGUAACCUCUGCAUUUUAACAAAACAUCAUUUUAACGGACUUCAUGAAGAUAUGGUCAACAGUGUGAAGCGCCGGCUUGUUACGUGGACAGUCCGCAGUGUAGCGUACCAAAAUCCGAGUUGUAGCACAGCUAACGUCUCUUUUGUUGCCCCAUGUUUUCACUACUAGCAAGAGGGGCGACCUGAAGUGCGCUUUUUGACUUGGAAACAAUGAGACGAUCACAAACGGAUAAAGUCAAGUUUUUCAACUUAACGUAACGUUUGCUCACCAGCCAUGUUCAGUGCAACUGCUAAGCUGGCUCUGGAGGCGAGUGAUGUUCAGACAGAUGAAGACUGCGAGGAGCUGGUUGACGAUAGCUUCUCUUUCUCCGCUGAUAUUUUGGAAAAGGGUCAGAGAACAAGGAGGAAGAGAUCUUCUGGCAAGCCUCCUCCUUCUCCAAAAUCUCCAUACCUCUCCAGUAUGAAUGUGAACCCCAGAAGAGCAGCAGUGGCGGCCUGGAGGCUGCCGAGGGCCUCCCUGGGGGACGCCAGAGGGGACACACCUGGGGAGAGCAGCUCAGCUCGCCUCACAUCCCUCAGCAACGGGCACGAUGCAUCCCAGACGCUGAGAUCAGAGCGCGAUGUGACACCAGAGCUGCUCAAACAGACCUUGAGCAUGAGGAAACACAAACAUCUCCACUCUGGAUCCAAUGGCUUCGCCUUCAGCACAGGCGACCACAGAGAGAAGGAAGACAUGUACGAUGAGAUUAUUCGGCUCAAGAAGAGUCUCCAGGCACAAAAGUCUGACAACCAGCAAAUGAAAGCCAAACUGCGCCGCCUGGAGGAAGAUAACGCUAAAAGAGAGAAACAGAUAGAAGAACUGUUGGAUCCCACUAAAGGAUCUGAAUAUACUCGUAGCUUAGUGGAUAAGAAAAAAGAAGGGAGUGUGGUUCUCAAUGGGCUGAAACAGAGAAUCCUGAAGCUGGAGCAGCAGUGUAGAGAGAAAGAGAACGCUCUGAGUAAACUACAAAGUGAGCUGAGGACCACCAACCUGGAGGAGCUGAAGAUCACGGUAGAAACCUACUAUGAAGAGAUCCAGAGGCUGAGGAUGCUUCUAGAAGCUGCGGAGAAGAGUAGCCGAGCAGAGAGUAAAUGCUCCCAGCGGCAGCAGAAAGCUUUAAGCUCCGCAGUUCAUCGUCUUACUGAGAACCUGAAGCACCUCCAGCAGGAGAACACAGCACUCAGAGAGGAGCUCAACACUGACAAUCCUGCAGGAGGAAUCAAAGGUUACAGAGAGUGGAGUAAACAGAGACUGUUGAGAAGGCUGUUGGAAGUGGAGAAGAGGCUGGAGGACAACAGAAGACACGCCCAGUCAGCAAAAAGCAGCGGCCGAGUGGAUCAGGAGGUCCAAGCCGCGCCCACUGACAUUGUGGGGUUUACCAUGGCAACAGAGGCAGUGGUCUCCGUGGGAACGAACACUGAGGAAAGGGAGGAGGUUUCUGAUCUGAGACAACGCCUCAGCCAAUUGGAGAAGGAGAGGACGGAGCUUCAAGAGACUCUGUCAAGGAAAGAUGACGAACUGAGACGGCUGAGGACAGAGAGAGACGAACUGGAGAAAGAGACAGAUCGAUGGAAAGCUGAACAGACGAAAGAGCGGGACAAAGAGAGACAGCAGCAUAAACAGGAGUUGGACCAGCUGUGGACGAGGAUCCAAACUCUGGAAGACAGGAGUAAACCUGCACGAGCUGAGCUCUCCUCUGUCUCUGCCACAUCGCCAGAGGACAAUGAGGACACUCAGGUUGCAGCAGGGCCAGAAGAAGGAGAAGAGAGGGACAUGGGAGGUAAAGAAGGGAAGGAGGAGGAAGGAGUUGAAGAACUGAGUACGGAUACAGGGAAGAAAGAAAGAGAGAAAGCAGCAAUGGUCAUCCAGACAAACUGGAGGGAGCACAGAAAUAGGGACAUCGUGAUGUUGCAGUCGGCAUUAAGAGGUCACCUCCUCAGAGAGUCUCAGCUCAAGAACCUGCUGAACGACACACAGAAUAAGGCUGUUGAGGCGACAAAUCACAGUGAUGCUGCAUCCCGCAUGGAGGGAGAGCUGGAUGUGGUUGCCUUGACGAUGAUACAGUCUGCAUUCAGGGGACACCUGGCUCGCUGUAGUCUUGCAAUAGAGAGCUCAGGGCUCUCUGUGCCUUCUCCAAUGGGAAACGGUUUGCCUACGCUGGUACCAAGAAGAGCGCGCUCAACACACACACCCAGCAGAACAGGUGCUGCAUCCCUCCAUAAAGAGGAGGCAAAGCAGGGUGAGGAGGAAGACAUCUGGCUUGUUUCUGGCACUCAUUCCUCUAGGAUGACAUCCUCAGCAGACCAAUCAGAGCUUCACGGCACAGCCGAGUCUGGUGCAGCCGCUGCAGCUGAUUCUGAUGACUCUGAUGACAUCAUUGUGUCCCCGUCACGUCCUCUGAGAAGCAGAGAAGUUUUACUCUUAUAGACCUCCUGGGAUGCGUUUGUGUGUGUAUGAGUGCGUGUGUGAGAGAGUUCAAGCAGCAAGACCUGCACAGUCAAGUGUACCAAAUGAUUAUGUUUUAGGUUCUUACUGAACCUGCAAACGACAGCUGGGACAUUCCAGUGUUAGGCGGGAUGAUACACACACAUAAUUUGCUGUCUGCUGAUUGUCGUCUGUCUGAAUGCUUUUUUUUUCUACAGUAAUAACCAGGAUAUUCUGGGAAGUUGGCUGCAGGGUCAUGAACUUCAAUAAGAGGCACAUAAACACCUCACUUUGAUAAUGGUCUUAUUUAGGAUCCUGUCAAAAUACAACAUGUCCAUGCCUCCCAGUGUUGUACUCUGUUAGUGCAGCAUAAAGCACUCACAUGAACAUGAAAUCAACACCCCUUUUAAUUGUACCAUAUUACUCCAUUAUCAUUUCAGCCAAAUGGCCCUUUUCAAUGAGUCUUAUGUUUUCUCAGUGAUUGUUUUGUUUGCCUAAGUGCCUACUGCAUAGAUAUUCAGAUUAAAAUUUCAGUAACAAAUAUAUUCAUUUCUGUUAAAUUGACUGGCCCACGUGAGCCACAUCACUGCAAAUUCCUUUCAAGGUAUGAAGUAAUGAAUGAAUCAUGUUUUGACAGGCCAGAUUUAUAACACAUAAAGAUCAUUACGCUAUGCUAAAUAAAUUCUGGCUGAUUCUGAGGUAUGAUUGAGGGAUGAUUCUCAACUGAUGCACUAUUGAGUCAAACUGUGAAUAAAUUAUAGAUCAGUCUGCUGCAAUACUAAACACAUAAUCAGUACAGUGGAGGAUACACAGCGAGUGUAUGUCUGAUGCCAAUAACGUCCGUGCUGUGAAACAGACAAACGAUAACCGACAGGGAAGUCAGCAAAGAGAAUUGAUGAGUGCAGUUUUCUCCACUAGAUGUGUGUUGCGUUCAAUAAAAUGCUGUUUU
Messenger RNA from Chelmon rostratus (copperband butterflyfish), 3461 nucleotides. It is a transcript of the gene iqce, whose product is annotated as IQ motif containing E. The record is from RefSeq and is a predicted model, not a curated record. Gene Ontology annotation, molecular function: protein binding. Lineage: Eukaryota; Metazoa; Chordata; Actinopteri; Chaetodontiformes; Chaetodontidae. The transcript is spliced from 21 exons. Bases 323 to 2515 code for a protein of 730 amino acids.